AUGUUCUUCUCCCAACCCGCUCACAUCGCCAAGGCUGCAGAGCUCAAACAGCAGCCUCCCAAUGGCACACCCUACUCUCUACCCAUUCCUGGAACCGAGCAGCCUGGCCGCAGUGCUGUAUACCGCGCAUGGAAUUCGCAGAAGGAGUUGUUGAAGACCCUGGAUCCUCAGAUCGUGACCGCUCAUGAUAUGUUUGAAGUCACGGCCAACCGCCAACCCAAGAGUCACUGCCUCGGCUGGCGCCCGUUCAAUCCCACAACCAAGACCUUCGAUCAAUAUCAGUGGCUCACAUACGAGACCGUACAGAAGCGACGCGCGGCAUUCGGUGCUGGUCUAGUGGAACUGCACAUCAAGCACGACUGCCAUCGCCCCGGCCAAUAUGGUAUUGGUCUUUGGUGCCAGAACCGACCAGAAUGGCAGAUCACCGAUCUUGCUUGCAUGUCCCAGAACCUCUAUUCUGUCUCUAUCUAUGAUGUCUUGGCCCCGGAUGCUACAGAAUAUAUCAUUAACCACGCGGAGCUGAACUGUGUCGUCACCUCGCUUCCCCACAUUCCCACUCUCCUUAAGCUUAAGUCGGUCCUGCCUAACCUUAAGAUGAUUGUCUGUCUGGAUCCUCUUGAGGCUGGCGAGCAGGAUAGUCUGUCUAAGCGCGCUCUGCUGGAGUCGAUGGCUGCUGACCAAGAUCUUGCCAUCUACACAAUUGACCAGGUUGAGGCUAUAGGUGAAGCUUCAAAGCGUGGAUACAACCUUCCUGCCCCAUCAGACACUGUCACCAUUAACUAUACUUCCGGCACCACUGGACCACCCAAGGGUGUUGUUCUGACCCACGGAAGUGCCGUAGCUGCCACUUCGUCUGGUCUCAUCACCGUUGCCCCCGCUCGAGGUGACACCAUGUGCUCUUACCUUCCGCUAGCUCACAUCUAUGCUCGUCUAGCGGAGCACACCGCUUUCUUUGGUGGUGCGCGCAUUGGCUACUUCCAUGGUAACAUUGCGGAGCUGGUCGACGAUCUGAAGCUGCUGAAACCCACUGGAUUCAUGUCCGUUCCUCGUCUCUAUAACCGCUUCGGUUCUGCCAUUCGAGCCGCCACAGUUGAGGCACCAGGCUUCAAGGGUGCUCUCUCUCGGCACAUUGUUGCCGUCAAGACCGCGAACCUCAAGAAUCCGGAUGCAUCCAAGGCUACAUUCCGACACGCGCUGUAUGACCGGAUCUGGGCCAAGAAGGUUGCUGCAGCUCUUGGAAUGGAGCGCGCGAGGUACAUGGUAUCGGGCUCGGCACCUUUGGAUCCGACGUUGCACGACUUCCUGCGUAUCACUACCGGCACCCCUAUCAUUCAAGGAUACGGGUUGACAGAGUCUUACGCCUGCAGUAAUGCACAGUCGGAUGAGGAUGUGACCUCGGGUAACUGUGGCCAAUUGGCUCUUUGUAUGGAAGCAUGCCUCCUCUCUCUACCGGACAUGGAGUAUUCAGUGGAGGACAAGCCCUUCCCCCGUGGGGAGCUACUUCUGCGUGGCAACAGCAUGUUCCGCGAAUAUUUUAAGAACCCCGAAGAAACUGCCAAGGCCGUGACCGAGGAUGGCUGGUUCCGCACCGGUGACGUGUGCACAGUGGAUGCGAUGGGCCGAUUCAUCAUCAUUGACCGUCGCAAGAACGUACUCAAGCUAGCCCAGGGUGAAUACAUUUCUCCUGAGCGAUUGGAGGGUGUUGUCCUUUCGGAGCUCGGCUAUCUCGCCCAGGGCUACAUUCAUGGCGACAGCGUGCAGACCUUCCUUGUUGGUAUCUUCGGUGUUGCGCCUGACUUGUUCGCUCCGUUCGCUAGCAAGGUUCUUGGCCGAACAAUUGACGGCACAGAUCUGGAUGCGAUCAAGACUGCGCUGGAAGAUGACAAGAUCCGCCGAGCCGUGAUCCGGGAUCUCGAACGCGUGGCCAAGAAGCACAAGCUGGCUGGCUACGAGCGCGUUCGCAACGUUUCUCUGAAGCUAGAACCCUUCACCGUGGAGAACAACCUAUUGACUCCUACACUCAAACUGAAGCGCCCUCCUACCACCAAGGUGUACCGCGGACUCUUGGACCAGCUCUAUGCUCAGGCAUUGGAGGAGCAGUCUGCUCCUCGGGCCAAGCUGUAG
Molecule: messenger RNA, 2124 nt
Organism: Penicillium verhagenii
Lineage: Eukaryota; Fungi; Ascomycota; Eurotiomycetes; Eurotiales; Aspergillaceae
Product: putative AMP-binding enzyme
Exons: 4
Coding region: 1-2124 (707 amino acids)
Biological process (GO): long-chain fatty acid metabolic process
Cellular component (GO): endoplasmic reticulum; membrane
Molecular function (GO): long-chain fatty acid-CoA ligase activity
Source: RefSeq, a predicted model, not a curated record